AUGGCGCAGGAGAGGAAGAGGAGAAGCUUGCCCCGGAUCCCCGAGCUGGAGCUGCUGAGCAGACAGGACGACGAGACGUUUCUGCCCAGCUCGCCCGGUGCCUCCGGCGGCCCCCACUCCCAGCCCAAGUCGGGCUCGGCCUCCAGGCCCCCCCACUCCCCCGUCUUCUUCCCCAGCAACUCGCCCACCUUCCUGACGAGGCUGCGGGUGAACAGGAGCAUUCAGGAGCAUCACCGCAAGCUCAAGGGCUGCCGCUCCCAGCGCUUUGCUAACUUCCAUGAAGCCUCUAUGCCCAGUGGGGAUCAUCCCCUGUUCCCAGAUUGUGGGGAAACUGAGGCACUCGCUCCAGGUGACACAGAGCUGGAGAAUCUCAACAAGUGGGGCCUGAACAUUUUCCAUGUCUCCGAAUAUUCCAAGAGCCGCUCGCUCAGCUGCAUCAUGUACACGAUAUUCCAGGAGAGAGAACUGCUGAAAACCUUCAAGAUCCCGGUGGAGACGCUGCUGACCUACGUGCUCACGCUGGAGGAGCACUACCACGCCGACGUGGCCUACCACAACAGCCUGCACGCCGCCGACGUGGUCCAGUCCACGCACGUCCUGCUGGCCACGCCCGCCUUGGAUGCUGUCUUCACCGACCUGGAGAUCCUGGCCGCUCUGUUUGCAGCCGCCAUCCAUGACGUGGAUCACCCGGGCGUCUCCAACCAGUUCCUGAUCAACACCAACUCGGAGCUGGCCCUGAUGUACAACGACGAGUCAGUCCUGGAGAACCACCACCUGGCCGUAGGCUUCAAGCUGCUGCAGGAGGAGAAUUGCGACAUCUUCCAGAGCCUCGGCAAGCGCCAGCGCCAGACGCUACGCAAGAUGGUUAUCGACAUGGUCCUCGCCACCGACAUGUCCAAGCACAUGAGCCUCUUGGCCGACCUCAAGACCAUGGUGGAGACCAAGAAAGUGACAAGCUCCGGGGUGUUGCUGCUAGACAACUACACGGACCGGAUCCAGGUCCUGCGGAACAUGGUUCACUGCGCCGACCUCAGCAACCCCACCAAGCCGCUGGAGCUGUACCGCCAGUGGACCGACCGCAUCAUGGAGGAGUUCUUUCGGCAGGGCGACAAGGAGCGGGAGCGGGGCAUGGAGAUCAGCCCCAUGUGCGACAAGCACACGGCCUCCGUGGAGAAAUCCCAGGUGGGCUUCAUCGACUACAUCGUUCACCCGCUGUGGGAGACGUGGGCGGACCUGGUGCACCCCGACGCCCAGGAGAUCCUGGACACGCUGGAGGACAACCGGGACUGGUACCACAGCAUGAUCCCGCAGAGCCCCUCCCCGCCCCCGGACGAGCAGGACAAGGCCGAGGAGGCUUGCCUGGAGAAAUUCCAGUUCGAACUGACGCUGGAGGAGGAGGGCGAGGAGUCGGAUCAGUCGGGCCGCGAGGAGGAGGAGCUGCCCUGCCUGUCCCCGGAGGAGGGGGGCGGGCAGAACGGACUGGCACACCACACAGCCCCUGGGGCACCGUGACUCUGGGCUUCGGCUAGGCCGCCCGGCGGGAAACAAAACUAAAGCCACACACACGCUCCCCCCGCCAUGGACUCUUUUUGGGGGGGGACCAGCAAACAAUUCCAUUUAAUUUAAUUUUGGUUUUAGUUGGGGG
Molecule: messenger RNA, 1645 nt
Organism: Terrapene triunguis (Three-toed box turtle)
Lineage: Eukaryota; Metazoa; Chordata; Testudines; Emydidae
Gene: PDE4A
Product: phosphodiesterase 4A
Exons: 9
Coding region: 1-1512 (503 amino acids)
Biological process (GO): signal transduction
Cellular component (GO): cytosol; perinuclear region of cytoplasm; nucleus
Molecular function (GO): 3',5'-cyclic-AMP phosphodiesterase activity
Source: RefSeq, a predicted model, not a curated record